This is a messenger RNA of Xenopus laevis (African clawed frog), 5419 nucleotides long. Its product is annotated as sterile alpha motif domain-containing protein 9-like. The coding region runs from base 235 to 5019 and encodes 1594 amino acids. The record is from RefSeq and is a predicted model, not a curated record. The transcript is spliced from 3 exons. NCBI's taxonomy places the organism in Eukaryota, Metazoa, Chordata, Amphibia, Anura, Pipidae.
CCUAACAACUCAGUAAAGCGAAACUGAAACUGGGAGGCAGACUAAUAUAAUGCAGAUAUAAAGCAGAUAUAGUGCAGAUAGUUGGAGCUCCGUUUCCUGUUGCCAGCGCUGAGGGAGAAGGGGCCCCAUCACAUAAAGUCUUGGCCCGGAGUCCAGAGACUGCACACGCUGAUCCCAUUCUGUGUCCCCCAAGAGCCUGAAUGAGCAAACAGUAAAAAAGAACGGUUACAUCAAAUGGAUUCACAGCUCUUGCCUCUGGACGACUGGACUGAGAUCCAUGUCAGGGACUGGCUGCGUAUGAUUCGAAUAAAAGAAGAGUAUGUGACCAGGAUGUUUGAAGAGGAGGUGACUGGACCGGUGCUGAAAAAAAUUACAGAAAAGUAUCUGGAAAAGCUUGGCAUGAAAGCAGGACAAAUUCAUCUUUUACUGGUUAGUAGGGAUGAAUUGUGCACGCAACAGAACAGUACAAAAGUUGACCAGAAUAAGCUCCAGUCAGGAAAUAGUGACAAACACCCGAGUGGGAAAGAGAAAGAGACUGUGGAAAGACCUGCUAAAGGCAACAGGUCAGAAUCCCAGGAAACUGUUCCACAUGAAACUCUUCCACAACUAUCACCUCAGAAAAAUAAAAAACAAAAAGGCAACAAUGUAAGUGCUGGGGGUCCCAGUUCCGAGGGCAAUGCUAAACACCCACUCAAAAUGUGCAGUUUCCGAGAAUUUGGCCAGGAGGACAAGACUUUUACCUACAUGAAAAACCACCGGUUGUCUCCUGAAACUGGAGUAAUUGACCUGAUCAGGCCUUGCCAUGAAUACAAGUCAUUUGCUACUGCAGCCACGUUGGACAAAAUCAGAUUACAGGCAAAGUUCUCUGCUGAGGUGUUCAGAUUUGCCACUGCCUGCCUGAAUGUAAGAAGCAACGGCACAAUACACUUCGGUAUCAUGGACAGUGUCGAGGAUAAGGGCUAUGAGCACGGGCAGAUUGUUGGCAUUGCCAUCACCCAGCUAGACUGGUAUGCAGAUGCAUUAAAUAAUAUGAGAGAAUGCUUCCAAGACCCAAGUGCAUUUGCAGCUGCUAGGCUGUGUAUUCGCCCCCCAAUAUUUAUUGAAGUCUAUGACAAAGAUUCUGAUACAAAGGCAUUUGUUGUAGAGGUUGAUAUUGAAGCUACAUUGGACAAUGUUAAAGAUAAAGUGUUCCAAGUGCGUUUGCCUUACAUCAAUAAUAAUAAGAUUUGUUACAAAGCACAAGCUACUUAUGAGCGGAAUGGAACAAAGUCAGAGCCUGUUAAAGUAGAAGAAGAACUAGGUGCAUUUAGACAAAGGUUUAAGGAAGCAGAUUGUCGCAGGAAAGACGCAGAGUCCAGGGUCACCUCUCAGACCAAAGAUGUAGAAUACUUGGGCAGAAGGCUGUCUGUGCUUAUUACCAAUGGCAAGCAAUAUUUUGAUGGGUCCCAAUGGUAUGUGAUUGUGACAAACAAAUUUGGAGAACACCAUCUGCAGCACCUUAAGUUUCUGAAGCACUUAAACAUAUUAUGUGUCUUUGAUUUUGAUCCGGAUUCAGACAGCACUGGACUCUGUUCUAAGUUCAAAGAGUUCCACGCCACCAAUAUGUACUCUCUGGAGAGCUACUCGAACGAAUGUGGAAGGAGUAAGGAUGAAAUCAUUAGCAACCUGUGCCUCUUCAGACAAACCUGCUGGAUUUUUUGCAAUGGACGCUCAAACUUUCUAGGUGAAGACCAGACUUGUAAUGAAUAUGCUUGGAUCAGGACUAAAGGGAAAUAUUUAAAUAGGGCGAUUUCUUUUAUCUGUGAAGAAAUUAUUAAAAGGGCUUCUUUCAUUGUUCUCUUCAUGCUGAUGUCACCUGCUGAAAAGCCAAUAGCCGAAGCUUUCUUUGAAUUUUAUAGAGAGAUGAAUGGCCUGGAUUACAUUCUUUGCAUUGCAGAAAAUAAAGAGCAGUAUGAGAAAUGGGCCAGACUAGCACAAGAGACUUGUCCAAGGGAAGAGCUUGAGAAGAGAAGCAUUGUGGGCAUGCAGUUAAGUCACAUUGAUGGAACUGUCCAAGAGAUGAUGCCUACUACAGAUUACCAGAGAACCCUACCUGUUUCCACAAAUGGACUGUGCAUUCUGACAGUACCUGAAGAGGAGAGAAUGCCCUCACUUGAUAUAUUAUGUGUCAAUGAGUGCAACAACAUUAACAUAGAUCAGAUGGACAAAGAAGAACUAAAGAAACUUGAAAGUUCAUUUUAUCGAGGAGGGAAGAUCAGCUGGAAACAUCUAUGGCUCGCAGAACACAAACAAUUUGGCACGGUUAUUGAGCGACAUGGAUGCAAAGAGGUUGAACAAAUACUCAAGGAUAUCUUACACAAAAACACAGUAAAGCUCCCUGUAGCUAGAAUAAACAUUGUUCACCAGCCUGGCAGCGGAGGUAGCACUGUAGCAAGACAGAUUCUUUGGAAAUACAAAAAUGAAUUGAGAUGUGCUAUAGUAAAUUCUUUCUAUUCAGUUUCACAAGUCUGUGAGCAUGUCAUAAAGUUUCGGGACUAUGAAGAAAAGGAGCCCAUUCAAUGCCUUCCAGUUUUCCUUCUUCUUGAGGACUGUGAUGAAGAGUAUAUUGACGAUUUAAAGCAUGACUUAUCAGAAGCUAUGGUUUAUAAAAAGAUCAACAAUUUAAAGCCAAGAUUUAUCCUUCUGAGCUGUAAAAGAUCUAAUGACCCCCAAAAGCUUUGUAAAGCCUCCUAUCACGACACCGUGGCAAUUACUCACAAACUCACCAGAAAGGAGCAAGUGAUGUUCCAAGCUAAAGCUAAAGAACUUUCUGCUUGUUUUGCAUCUGAACUUAUUAUCACGUUUGUCAUAAUGAGUCACGGCUUUGACAAACAAUACCUAAAAGACUUUGUUGCGCAUGUAAUGCAUGAUAUUGACCACUCUUCCAAUGUCACAAGAUUAAUAAGAUAUGUUGCACUCCUCAACCAUUAUGUUCAAAAUUCUUAUAUCUCUCUUUCACACUGUGAAGAAUUUCUUGGGAUUAAACCUUAUCUAAAAGAGAAUCUACAAAAAGAUAGUCAGAAUAAAUCUAAGGCUAAAUUGAAAGAACAGGGCCAAUUGAAGUCAUCAGAAGAACAGCCUUCAGACAAGGGGAGCCAAACUACUUCCUCAGUGAGUGGUGAAGAAAAGUCAGAAGAGGGGUCACUGAGCCAAUAUAGUUUUGUAAACAGCUUAAAUGAUCAGGCACGAUUAAUAUUUAUUGAAUUACGGGAAUCCACCACUUGGAUCUCAGGCAUUCGCAUCCUGCACCCACUAAUUGCAGAGGAAAUCCUUGUUCAGUUGCCCAGCACUUACCUUCAGAGUAAGAUUGCUAUGGACCUUUUGGAGGAAAAAUCUCUACUCUAUCACCGAUUUGGUAGAGAAGACUUUGUGAAGUUCAUCAGACAACUGUUUUUAAGACGUCACAAGAAAAGCAGAGGGGAUAUUGUAGACAGCGUCUUUUCCCCCUUAAUUGAACAUGUCUGUAAGACUGAAAACAAUGUCAAAAUGGCCAUUAAUCUCUUAGAAGAUGCUUAUGAGCAUCUUGAUAAAGAUUCUCUUUUUGCACAGCAAUUAGCUAGGAUACAUUAUAAAAAUGAAAUGUUUGAGGAAGCCAAAAAAUGGGCAGAAACAGCAAAAGCCAAGUCACCAUAUGAUUCCUUUAUUUUGGAUACAGAGGGACAAGUAUACAAAAAAUGGUUUAAUGUAAAUUUGAACAAGCACCAAAAUGAUAUCCCAUCAGAAGAAGCAAUCAACUUGAUUGGACUUGCGCUUAGAUCCAUGGAAUGUUUCAGGGCAGCAGAAAAGGCAGCAGGAUCAGAGACAGAAACAAUCAAUAAUUCGGGGUACUUUGGUGAGGUAGAUGUAGGUUGUCGUUUACUAGAAUUUCUUUCUACCCUGGAAAUAUUUUCCAAGGAGGACAAAAGCAAAAAUACAGAACUUCUGCAGUACCUGCUGACAGACCAUACACCAGAGGAGAUAAAGAAACCUUGGAGCAGACUGCAUGGUCAAUUGAAAGGACUUUACCAAAAUAUUUACAAUGCUCUAAAGUGGAUUUCAGAUGAAGUAGGCUACUUCCAAAUGGAUAAAACAGACGAUGGUGAGUCUACCAACAGAAUUGAAGAUCAUAUCAACAACCCAAGAAGGUGGUUAUUAAGGAAAACUAAGUUAUUUGCCAAGUAUUUUUGUAAUCAGAUUUUAACAAGCGAUUCCCGCACUGUAAAUGAAUUUGUUCAGAAGAUGAGGAUUUAUCAGCUUGGAGGUGGAAGUGCUGCAACUAUUCUUGCCUUACUGUCAGAUCCAAAAAAUGAAAGGCCAGCAGGAAAGCUGGAGACUAUCAUAGAUAAUUACCCUAAAGAUAGUAAACCUAACUCACUAGAUGACAUAGACUUGAUCAAUUACACUAUGUGCCAUAUUGCUUUAGGGUGUGUAAAUUCAGAGUCCUCAAAACUUUUGCCCUUCCAGAAGCUCCGAGACCUUUGCAAACGAUUUCUGAAUCACCAGAAAGAGUUUCCCCCCAGUGCCUACUUUCUGAUAUUCAUGCUCUACUGGCCCGAUGACAAGUUUCCUGAAAAAUAUGGGCACGAUAUCUUGACAGCUGCUGGGCAAACUGCAGGGCGACUACACAAUAAGAGGCUGAAAAGUGUUCCCGUCAGGAAGAAAAGGACCAAUGUGCACUUCUUUCUUGGUCAUGGUCAUGGACUGCAGAAAUUUAAACACAGGAGUAUUAUAGAGAAGCAGCUCUCUGGCCCUUUAAAUGAACGGACAUUCAAAUGGGACACAGAUCAAAAAAACUCGGUAAAGCUACAGACCACUCUAAAGAAAGUACCUGGCUGGACGGAAAAUGGCAAGGUUUUUACCAAGGGGCACAACAGCAAGAACAACAUUGAGGUGCUGCCCCUGAACUAUUCAUCUAUGCCUCAUGGCAAUGAAAACAUCACAUUUAACCUGGGAUUUACAUAUAUUGGUUUUGUGGCCUACAACAUCCAGAUAGCAGGAUAGGAGUUGCUAUCAAGAUAUGGGAGUCAAAUGUGGAAAUUAAGAGAAAAUAUAGCAUUAAUUUGCAGUGUGUGCAUCCAUUUUCUUUUUCUAUAAAUCUUCAGAAAACAUAUUGGGAGCCUGGCAUUAUUAGAAAGAAUACUCAUCUGAUUCCAAGCAGCAACUUCUGAACUAAUCAUUUGUCUGACAAUGGGACUCAAACAAAAAUCUGAUGUGGAAACUACAUGUAACUUCUGCCAUACAACACACUUGUCCAAAGAUAAAAAAGGGAUGGUGUCAGAAAGACUUUUUUUUUCACCAGCGAAGGCUUCACUACACUUCACACUUCUUCGCCAGGCGCAAAUUCACUACCACCAUGCUAAUUCACUAAAAUACGAAGUUGCAUCUCUGCAGAAGAACGCUG